AAUGGACUGCAUCUAUCAUUCGUGAUGAGUUUCAGUCGUAUCGAGCACCCGGGGUGGCACGUCAUGGCCCCGACGGCCAAGCUCUGCCAUAGGCUGAAUCUAGACCCUGUCACCUGUUUCGAGACCUUUGGCGCCUUCAGAAAGCUAUACCGACCAGCAGAGCGGGAUCUUUCGCCUUUGACAUACAUAUGUCCCUCUUCCCAUCUCGAGAGACUGCCCCCUGAGCUGAUCGACAUGAUCCUUAAGCCCCUCGGCGCCUCAGGAAUGGUGGCUCUCGGCCUCUGCUCUCGGACUCUCUGGCGACAUGUCACCUCAAUGGUUCGAAGUGUCUACCGCACUUCGGCCAGCGACCCAAGCUGGGCUGGCAUUCCUCUCAUCUGCGCUAGCUCAUACAUCGAUGACCUACCUGAAAGCCUACACGAGCACUAUCCUGAGGUCAACGAACCGUGGGCCGUUGGCGAGAAUGAUGACCGAAUAAAUCCUUCUGACACUUGGAGGAAACGCAUGCUCCAAUGUUCUGUCGAAGCUUCGAAAAAUAACCGCAACAUCUACCUCGAGGCAUUCGACAAGUACAUCACAAUGAGCCGCAUCCCAAAACAACUGCACACACUUCUCAAGGCAUCAAUAGACCGAAUCCCCUAUGUGGAGGGAACUCGCUGGCAACUCCGUAACCUGACAACAAAAGAUUACGUCUCUUUAGGCUUGGUCCUCGAGAACAACAACCGAGACCGCAUGACACUUGCCCUUGAAAACCACCGCUGGGCCACUGUGGACGCAAUCUUGAUUUGGUACAUCUGCUGGACAUCUCUGCUUGGAGCAAAGGCCGUUCCAGCUGAUAGUUCCACUACCACACUUGAGCGUCUCUUUCAACGGCGAGGACCGUGGGCUGGACACUGUUUCGAGAUCAUACAAGAGAAGGACCCAGAUCCAGGGUGGGAGGAUGUCACAAGCAUCUUUGUCAGAUACGCCGACCUGCUUAUGGAGAAGAAACAAAAAGAAUGGUCCAAAGAGCCCGUACAGGUUCUUAAAAAGGUCAAAAGCUUGCCUCAAACUGCAGCUCAACGCCUAUUCCCAAGGCUGACUCGAAGGCGAGAAAAGACCAAGACUCGCAAUGAGAAUAGUGGGCUGAAAAGAGUGAGGGAUGCUCUACACCGCAUUUACUCACUUGUUCGCUAG
Molecule: messenger RNA, 1176 nt
Organism: Fusarium keratoplasticum
Lineage: Eukaryota; Fungi; Ascomycota; Sordariomycetes; Hypocreales; Nectriaceae
Exons: 1
Coding region: 25-1176 (383 amino acids)
Molecular function (GO): protein binding
Source: RefSeq, a predicted model, not a curated record